Salvia hispanica is the source of this 664-nucleotide messenger RNA. RefSeq lists its product as uncharacterized. The record is from RefSeq and is a predicted model, not a curated record. NCBI's taxonomy places the organism in Eukaryota, Viridiplantae, Streptophyta, Magnoliopsida, Lamiales, Lamiaceae.
UAAAAAUUUGAUAAUUUUUGUUUGAAGAAUUUUUUUUGAUAAUUAGUUGAUGUAUAAAACAUCAACUAUCGGCCUUCCAAUUCAGUUUAUACAUUUCCAAAAAUUGGGUAGCUUGUUUCUUGGGAAAUCAUCCCAAUUUUGCUAUAAUUCCUCUGCUGCGAUUUUGCUGGUGAGAAGAUGGCCGAUUGUUGUGAGGUCGUUUGCCCCAAGCCCCGCCGGGUUGCCCCGCUCAAUCUCAACACUAUUUCCAGAUUUCACAUGCGUAAUGAUUCCGAAUCGAAUCACGGUGCUGAUCUCCUAGGGCUAAUCCUUCGGCAGGACUACAAUGAAUCGCUUCCAUUCUCGUUUGGAUCGCCUCCAAGCAGAACGCAAAAUCCUGUGGUUCACGAUGCAGAUUUCUGGGUUGAAAAGCUGACAUUUGAUUCAUCUUGUGAGCAAUUCACAAAUUUGGGGAAGAAACAAGCAGCUAAUAGAUCCAGAUUGCAAGGUUUUUGACUGCCGCUUCAUUCUCCAUACAUAGCAAAAUAAUUUUGAUCUCUUGAAACAACCUCAAGAAGUCAAACUGAGAAAUUAAGCUAAUUUCUUGAGAAAUGUAUUUUCCUUAUUGUUUCCAACUUCUGUAAAGAGCAUAUAUUAGUAAAUAUAUAUAGCAUUUUCAAAUUAA